Neltuma alba is the source of this 4854-nucleotide messenger RNA. RefSeq lists its product as uncharacterized. The record is from RefSeq and is a predicted model, not a curated record. NCBI's taxonomy places the organism in Eukaryota, Viridiplantae, Streptophyta, Magnoliopsida, Fabales, Fabaceae. The coding region runs from base 172 to 4578 and encodes 1468 amino acids. The transcript is spliced from 3 exons.
CCUCAUCGUUCUUUCAACCUUUCUUCUCUCUCUGUUUCUGUCUGGAUUUUCAUCCAAAACAUAACUUGUGCUGAAGUUCACUGCGACAGACCUCCACGAUCAGUCUUUCUGAUCUAUCAAGCAUUUCGGGUAUUAGUGCUUCUGGGUCUAGCUUCUCCGCUGCCCCUGAACAUGGAUCUUCACUUUGACGGAAGUCAAGAUUUUAUAAACGGUUAUAAACUUGAUGAUGGCGCCGCCAGCUCCGAUUCAAACGAUUUACCAUAUCCAGCGAGCGAGUGGGAACUCGACGAAAACUAUCGGAUACUUCUCAACUUCACAACCGAUCCACUGUAUCAACCUUAUGCGUCUCCAGUAAGUUAUGCUCCGCAAUCUAGCGUGAAAUAUGAAGGAUCAGAGCGGUUAGUUUCAUCCUCGACUACAGGACCAGUAGAAGGCAUGUCAGAUGUGGCAGCUGCGUCGACGACUUCGUCCCCAGAUCCUUCUCUGGAAGACGCUGACUUUUCAGAAACUAUGAGGUACAUAAGCCAAAUGCUUAUGGAAGAGAACUUUGAACAGAAGCCAAGCAUGUUUUAUGAUCCCUUGAGUCUACAAGUCACGGAGAAAUCAUUCUAUGAUGCUCUCAGAAAGGAUCAUCCUCCUUCCCCCAAUCAGCAUCCCCUAGACAUUCAUCAGAAUCUUGAUAGCACAGAUGAUAACUGUUGUGCUAGUAGUAAUGAUUUUGUCAAUAACAGUAGCAGCAGCAACAAGUCUCGGGAGGCUAAUAAGCCCUCUUCCUCCUAUGCUUCAUUUUCUGGAGAUUAUGCGUCCCACUUAAAUUUUCAACCCAUCUCUGAGAAACCAUCUCAACCUCCGAGUGCUUAUACUUGUAUCAGCGACGGGCUGUCAGAGGUGGAUUCCUCUUUUACUAAGGUCAUGGCUCAAAAUAUCUUUACUGAUGCAGAAUCCGUUUCACAAUUUAAAAGGGGGUUGGAAGAAGCUAGCAAGUUUCUUCCCAGAGGACUUCAACUUGUCACAGGUCUGGAGAGCAGCAACGUGCUUCCAGAGUCCAUGGGAGCGGCUAAAAAGGCAAUAAGAGAUAUUCGGGAGAAUUCACAUGGAAUGAAGGGUAGGAAGAAUCAUGAACGUGAAGCUAGUGAUACAGAAGAAGGGAGAAGUAACAAGCAGUCGGCAGUGUAUGCCGACGAGAGUGAUAUAUCAGAUAUGUUUGAUAAGGUGUUGCUUAGUGUUGAGAAUGUUCCGAUAUGUGAGGAGCACCACAGAUGGUUGCAGAAUGGAACAGACAAGGCGAAAGAGCCAAUUGAGCAGCUAAAUUCAUCCAACGGGGCGAAGACCCGCGGUAGGAGACAAGGCAGGAAGAAGGAAACCGUGGAUUUAAGGACUCUUAUGGCUCUAUGCGCGCAAGCUGUGUCUGCAAAUGACUGCAGAACUGCCAAUGAACUACUAAAGCAGAUUAGGCAGCAUUCUUCCCCACUAGGUGAUGCAUCACAGAGGCUGGCUCAUUACUUUGCCAAUGGCCUUGAGGCACGCUUGUCUGGCGGUGGUACUGGAACCAAAAUAUUCUAUGCCUCUCUAAGCUCUAAGAGGAUAUCUUCUGCUAAUAUCUUGAGAGCUUACUCGGUUCUAAUAUCUGUCUGCCCCUUCAGGAAGUUUGCAUAUUUUUUCGCAAAUAAGAUGAUUAUGAAAGCAGCUGAAAAGGCAGAAAGUCUUCAUAUUGUCGAUUUUGGCAUUCAAUAUGGUUUCCAGUGGCCAAUACUUAUCAAGUUUCUUUCGCAAAGGGCUGGUGGGCCUCCGAAACUACGCAUCACAGGGAUAGAAUUGCCCCAGGCUGGGUUUCGUCCAGCAGAAUUAAUUGAGGAGACCGGUCGACGUCUAUCCAAUUAUUGCAAGCGUUUUAAUGUUCCGUUUGAAUACACAGCCAUAGCAUCACAAAACUGGGAGACCAUCCCGUUAAAGGACUUUAAGAUUGAGAGCAACGAACUGCUUGCUGUGAACUGUUUGAUGAGAUUUAAAAAUUUACUGGACGAGACGAUUGAAGUAAAAAGUCCUAGAGAUGCAGUUUUGAAUUUGAUCAGAAAGAUGAAUCCUGAUAUUUUUGUUCAAUCCAUUGUCAAUGGAUCCUACAAUGCCCCUUUCUUUGCCACACGGUUCAAAGAGGCACUGUUCCAUUUUUCUGCAAUGUAUGAUAUGUUUGACACCGUCAUACCUCGUGACAAUGAAUGGAGGCUGAUGCUUGAGAGUGAGUUUUUGGGUCGGGAGGUUAUGAAUGUGGUUGCUUGUGAAGGGAUCGAGAGGGUUGAGAGGCCUGAGACAUACAAGCACUGGCAAGUUAGGGGUACAAGGGCUGGUUUCAGGCAGUUCCCACUGCCAGAUGAGAUUAUGGUCAAAUUCAGCGAAAAGUUGAAGGCAUGGUAUCACAGGGAUUUUGUAAUUGAUGAACACAACAACUGGAUGAUUCAGGGCUGGAAGGGCCGCAUCAUUUAUGCUUCCACAUGUUGGGGGCCAUCAUUAUUAAAAGUCAAACUUGUUGGUCCGGUUCUGGUUCAACUGGCAUCUAUGGAUACUCUUCUGGAGAACUUUCCUGGUAACCUGAAUGGAUUUAGAUUCGACAAUGGUCAUAUUUCAGAACUUCCAAACCAGAACCCUAUAAACGGGUUCACCCAUGAUGAUAAAUCGGACGUUUCGUCCUUUCCAACCAAUUCAGAGUUUCAUAGUGAGUCGGGCCAAUCUUCUAGCACGAGCACGAAUGAAGAAUCGGCGGACAGUAACAAAUACUCCAAUCCGGCUCUCAGAUUCAUAAGUGAAAUCCUCUUGGAUGAAGAAGAUGACCUGGAGCGCAAGCCUUGCAUGUUGCAAGAUUGCUUAGCACUCCGGGCUGCUGAAAAAUCUUUCUACGAUGCCCUCGGUCGUAGUUACCCCUCUUCUCCUCGUCAACUCUCUGAUUGCUUCCAUGGUGAAAACACUGAUAGCCCGGAUGAUCAAAACUUCCUUCCUACCCAUAGUUUCGAGAGCAGCAGCAGCUAUACCACUGAUAAUACAUCUGACUCCGAAUGGGUGAACGGUGUUGUCAAUUCCCCAGAAAACAUCCUCGAUAUUUCAGAUCUGCCUCCCGAUCUAUUUGGAGUCACCCUUGAUCGGAGCAAUCUGCAGCUGAAUCUUGGGGGUUCCAUGCGCAACUCAGGAUCCAGAGGAAGAAGGGAAAAGAGAACCCAUCGGAUGAGCGAUUCUAUAAACGAAGGGAGCAGAGGCAGCAAAGUUUCUGCUGUCAGUUCAAAUGAUUCAGAGCCAACGGAAAUGUUUGAUGAAGUGCUUCUCUGUAAUCUCAGAACUAGUCAAUCCGAGUUAUGUGGCCCACAACCAUCUCAAAAUGGUGCACUCCAUCUAAAUGUUGACUCUGGAGGAUCAAGCGGGAAGGCAACGCGUUCAAAGAAAGGGUCUAACAAGGGGUCAGCAGUAGAUUUGUGGACUCUACUAACCCAAUGUGCCCAAGCUGUUGCAAGCUUUGACCAAAGGAAUGCCAAUGAACUUCUCAAGCAGAUCAGGCAGCAUUGUUCCCCUUUUGGCGAUGGGCUCGAACGGUUGGCUCAUUACUUUGCCAAUGGUCUUGAGACCCGUUUGGCUGCUGGGACACCAUCAUAUAACCCCCUCAAUGGCAACGAAGCAACUGCUGCUGAGAUGUUAAAAGCUUACAAACUAUACAUCACAGCGUCUCCUUUCCUCAGGAUCUCAAAUUUCUUGGCCAACAGAACAAUUCUGCAGCUGGUAGAGGGUGAAAAUAACCUUCACAUUAUUGAUUUUGGCAUUUGCUAUGGUUUUCAAUGGCCCUGCCUUAUCCAGCGUCUUUCAGAAAGACAAGGUAGUCCUCCCAAGCUUCGUAUCACAGGAAUUGAGUUUCCUCAAUCAGGGUUUCGGCCUGCAGAGAGGAUUGAGGAGACAGGACGAAGGUUAGCAAACUACUGCAGGAGGUUCAACGUCCCUUUCGAAUACAACUGCUUGGCACAGAAUUGGGAAACCAUCCGACUGGAGGAUCUGAAGAUCGACAGAACCGAAAUAACUGUGGUUAACUGUUUAUACAGAUUGAAGAACCUGCCUGAUGAAACUGUGUCUGUGAACAGUCCAAGGGAUGCUGUCUUGAAGCUGAUAAGGAAGAUCAAUCCAAAUAUUUUCAUACAUGGCGUUGUCAAUGGCACCUUCAAUGCCCCAUUUUUUGUCACUCGGUUCAGGGAGGCAUUGUUCCACUUCUCAUCUUUGUUUGACAUGUUUGAAGCCAAUGUGCCCCGGGAAGAUGCAGAGAGGUUGUGGUUUGAGAAGGGGAUCUUUGGAAGGGACGCCAUGAAUGUUAUAGCGUGCGAGGGGACAGAAAGGGUUGAGAGGCCAGAGACUUACAAGCAGUGGCAGGUUAGGAAUCGUAGAGCUGGAUUCAAGCAACUCCGCAUUAACGCGCAACUCGUUAGUAAAGCUCAAGAAAUGGUGAGGACCGAAUAUCACAAGGACUUUGCGCUGGAUAAGGAUAGCAGGUGGGUUUUGCAGGGAUGGAAAGGGCGUAUCAUUCAUGCUCUUUCUAUCUGGAAACCUGCUUAGACAAUCACGAGAGAGCAUCGUAGUGCGCUCUUGACCUGUUUUUCACCUCGUCCAUUGGAGCAUGGAGUAGAUACUAGAUGGUGUUUUAGUGUUUCCUAGCUAGUGUAGCAUGGCAUUCUCUUGAUAUGUAACGAUUUCUCGGGAAGCUUAGAAAACAUACAUCUGUCGUUAACUUUCCCGCUGGAAGACCUCCAAUGUAAAGAGUUAUACUUAUAUCAUUGAAACGCUUCAUCAUCACAAGACGAACUCUAUAAAAAUAGCCUUGUUUGUACGUAA